Acipenser ruthenus (sterlet) is the source of this 1707-nucleotide messenger RNA. RefSeq lists its product as uncharacterized. The transcript has 2 exons. NCBI's taxonomy places the organism in Eukaryota, Metazoa, Chordata, Actinopteri, Acipenseriformes, Acipenseridae. The record is from RefSeq and is a predicted model, not a curated record. Bases 188 to 817 code for a protein of 209 amino acids.
GCAGUCCAACAAUUCCUGCCUGCUGCACGACUCAGAGAAGUUCCCCAGUUCCUCAUUGAAGAGAAGGCAGUGAAACAAGGAUUGCUGCUGUCUUUUAAGAAGACAAUGUAUUUCAGACUUCGCCGUGGAUCUCUGAGUGCCUCCUAACACAAGAUUGCAGUGUCUCCAGGCCUUCUAUUCCUGCAGGAUGCAGUUUUCCUGCUCACUUGGGGUAGGCUGUUGUCUCCUGUUGUCGGUUUUCAUUAAUCUGGGGGGGUUUCUGUUGGUAUCGGGCAACAACAGGCUCUGCAAAGAGGGGGACCAACUUCUGUCCAGGGGAUCAAAUCAACUGUCCAUGCCGAGCGAAUGUAUGUGGAAAUGUACACUCCAGACUUACCAGUGGAUGGUUAGUAGAAGAGACAGAGUGACAGUGCGUCUCCACACAGCGGUGACGGGGGAGCGGGGUGAGCACUGCUGGCCCUUGCAGUUGCCAUGUGGGAAAGGGGAGCUCCUCCAGAAGGUCUUUGUGCUGCUGCCUCUCCGAGACGAGGCCACGGAUUCAGCUGCCCCUCUGGAACUACGCCCCACUUCCCCUGCCGAGCCAGAACUCCUGAGCCCCCACUCCGGCCAGGCAGCUCUGAGCCAGGAAUGCGGGCUGCGCUUCGACAUCACCACGGUCUUCACUGCCAGAAAGAACACACUGCAGUUCUGUGUGGAGCCCCUCCUGAGCGGCCACCCAGCACCCAGCUCCCUCACAGGGGCCCUCAAGUGCCCGCCUUACCUGGCCACAGUUUGGAUUAGGCGUCGCCCAUUGGAAGGAAACAAGAUGGGAAACUAAGCUGUUGAUAGUAAAUACAGGUGUGAGAGUAUUGGUCUGUGUGAAGAGUAUUUAAAUAUUUACAUUGAGGACCCUCUGCUUGCUUCAGAAGAUCUUGCAAGAAGCUUUUUAGACGAUUUCCGUAACUUUAAUCACAAUGUGUAUCAAUCAGCCUUUCACCUGUGUGGAUUUUUCCAGUGCUUUCAUUAUUGGAAUGGACUUGCACUAAAUAAAUGCAUGAAAACAAGUGAUUCAAACUUAAGAGUAUCCAGUUGAUCCUGGAUUUGGAUGCUCAGUUCCAGACUCAUUUUUUGUACCUAAGUAAGCUUGGUCUGGGAUAUGAUGGAUGUACCUUUCAGUCUGUCGGGAUUGAAUUCUUCAGUGCGAAUCUUAAUGUAGUCGCCCCCUACAGGUGUGAUUUGGCAGUGCAUCGGUGUUCAAGGGCUGUUACUUAUUUUUGUGAAGGCAAUUUUAGCUGCCGAUGCACAUAUUAAUCUAUAUACUUGCCUAAAUGUAAAUGUGAUGAUGGUUGAUGAUAACGGGGUUGAGGGAGAGGCUGACAUUUUCCUUACAGGAAGAAGCACUAUUGGCAUACGAUAACAGAACUGAGUGCAGGUGAAUUAGUCUAACAUUGUUACUUACUUUACACUGAAUGUAUUGUAAAUGUAUAAGAUUAAUGUUUGACUGUUAAACUCAGCUUGGGCUGCUGUUGUACCAGAACCACUUUCUAAAUGACAAGGUUUUUUUCUGUCCCGGUAAAAUAAAAACUACAAAGAAAACCAAGAUCAGGCUUCAUAUAUAUUAUGCCAUGGUGCCCCACAGUGGAGAGUGUAGAUAUCACACCAAUGCAGGCAUUAGUUAAUCACAUGUAAAUACCAUCUUGUCAAUUUCAGAACAAGAUUAAUAAAAAA